AUGGCCUCAGAGCUACCAGCCCUCGCUCUGCCUUCAACUCUGUCUCCAGACGACCUCGACUCUCUGUCCGAGCUGUCCAUCGUCCUGGCAAAAGUACGCGCUGGGCUCAAAGCCUCUGCUCCUACCGGUGCUACGACAGAAGCGACUCCUGGAGGACCAAGCAGCGGCGGCCAGCAGCUGUCUUUCAAGGACGUGCCUGGUGCUACUGAUAAGCUCAAGCACAAGUUGCAGCAUGCCAGAGCACAGGUCCGCGCGUUGCCAGACAUGGAUCGCUCCAUCGACGAGCAAAAGGCGGAAAUCAAAGAACUCGAAACGCGAAUUGAGAUGCAACGCGCCUUACUAGAAAAACUUCGUGAGAACGGAAUGCAAUUCAGCAAAGACGCAUACGCGGGCGGAGAUAAGAUGGAGCUAUGA
Molecule: messenger RNA, 414 nt
Organism: Trichoderma gamsii
Lineage: Eukaryota; Fungi; Ascomycota; Sordariomycetes; Hypocreales; Hypocreaceae
Exons: 1
Coding region: 1-414 (137 amino acids)
Biological process (GO): regulation of transcription by RNA polymerase II
Cellular component (GO): mediator complex
Molecular function (GO): transcription coregulator activity
Source: RefSeq, a predicted model, not a curated record